ACCUUGCAAGCAACACAUGAUGUCGGAGGAGCAAGAAGCUACGGUUAAGAGAAUUCAUAUUGGGAAUAUCUCCCCAAAGCUAGCAGAGAAUGUGGAGCUGUUCACUAAAAGACUCGAGAAGUUUGGUAGUUUAGAGUCAACUUUAGAGCUUCAUACAAAACCAGUAAAUGAUUUUUACUUUGGUUUCAUAAACAUAAAGCAAACAGAUAAAGAUUUCGAAAAAUUGAAGGCCUCUUUGAAUGGGAUAUUAUUCAUGGGGAAAAAGUUAACGAUAUCAUUAUCCAAACCAAAUUUCAAAGAAAAUUGGUUGGCUGAUUCAAAAAGACCAGAUUCUAAAAAAAUGGAAAGAGUCAAUAGAGAUAGAAUUGCAAGGGCCAGGGAAGAAAGAAUCUUAGAAUCGAGAACUUUGUUAUCUCAAAAUAAACUCACUGGUGGUUUGGUUCAUUCUACUUACAUCGGUCCAAAUAAUUCAGGUUAUGGGUUCGCCAAGUCUUGCCAUGUUUACAAUAAUAACGAAGCUAAUACUAAGAAUAAAGCACCAUCAUCGAGCUUGAAAGGCUUGGACUCUUACGGUUCAUUAACAUCAUCUUCGAAAAUAAGUACCAAUCAAUAUUCCAACUCCUCUGGUGGAAGUGAAGUGAUUAAAGGUCGCUAUAGAAUUACACCCAGACCUAAUAUUUAUUUUUUGAAAAAACAACAGACUCUUCGUAUAAAUAUUAAUGGAGAAUUGAAAACACUUAAAUGUUAUAAAACCAAACUAUGGGGGUUGGAGAAGAAUAAAACUUCUAAAGAUUUGACUUAUAAAUUUCAAAAUGGAGUUUGGAAAAGUGGUGAUGAUCAUGUUAUUGAGAGAGUCAACAAGAAUAAACUUUCAUCUUUUGACUCAGAAGUCAAAUCCAGUGAUCCAAAAGACCCCGAUGAAGAAGAUGAAACUUUGAAACAGGAGAGAAUGAAAAAUAACUCUAUCUUGGCAUCUCUUUUCAAUAAAUACGAUUUUGAUAAACCUUUGGACAUAGAGGAAGAUAAUGGUAUCGACUCAAAAGACAUCUCCUAUGAUAGUAAAGGUAGAAGAACAGUGAAAACAUACGAUUACGAAAUGGAAGGGGAUUUGUUGAACGAAGAGAGUGAUUCAGAUGCAUCAUUCGAUUAUAACCAAAUCCAGGCAUAUAAAGAACGUCACGAAAGACCUAAAGAUGAGGUUUAUUUUGAUGAAGAAGAUGAAGGAAAUGACUUAGAUUUAGAUAAUUUAGGACAGCAAUACACCACAGAAGCUAUCAACAAUAAAUAUAAUGAAGACCAUGGAUUUGAAGUUGUCCUGAAACCAGAACAAGACAAUUCAAAAGAUGAAUUUAUUCCGCCUUUUGGUAAUCAACCGGAAAAUGUCAAUAAUACCGAAACUUUAAGAUCUUUAUUCAAUCCUGGCCAACAAGAGAAGCCCGAGGCAACUGGUUUCAAGUUAUCGCUUGAUGACGAUGAUAUCGAUGAGUCCAACAAUAUUUUAAAUGAAGAAGAACAGUCAAAGUUAUUAGAACAGAUUAAGGAAAAACAAAAAGAACAACAGACCAAUGAGUUAAUGUCCAUGAAAAAUGCAAAGAAAAACGGCUUAUUUUGGCCUCACUUUGAUUCUCCUUUCUUACAAACCCAAUCCCAGUUGAAUAGAAUUGGUAAUGUCAAUGAAAUGGUUAAAUUACCUGGUGAAGAUGAAAAUUUGGCACAAGAUGACGAAGAAUCUGCUUAUGAAAAGUGGUUCUGGAGCAAAAGAGGUGAGUUGAUGAGAGAAUGCAGAAGACGUAAAAGAGACGUCAAUAGAAUUUUCAAAAAGAAGCACACCAAAGCAAUUUUAUAAUUCUCUUAAUAGCAUAUUUUGUAUAGUAAUUAAUUUUUAGCAGUCA
Messenger RNA from Hyphopichia burtonii NRRL Y-1933, 1892 nucleotides. It is a transcript of the gene NOP8, whose product is annotated as Nop8p. The transcript has a single exon. Gene Ontology annotation, molecular function: RNA binding. The record is from RefSeq and is a predicted model, not a curated record. Bases 17 to 1846 code for a protein of 609 amino acids. NCBI's taxonomy places the organism in Eukaryota, Fungi, Ascomycota, Pichiomycetes, Serinales, Debaryomycetaceae.